Messenger RNA from Diprion similis, 2576 nucleotides. Its product is annotated as CLK4-associating serine/arginine rich protein. The record is from RefSeq and is a predicted model, not a curated record. Bases 143 to 2464 code for a protein of 773 amino acids. NCBI's taxonomy places the organism in Eukaryota, Metazoa, Arthropoda, Insecta, Hymenoptera, Diprionidae. The transcript has 14 exons.
ACUCUGGUAAGUAAACCAUCAUGGCGGGGAAGCGAAAGAAGUGAGCAAGCUGUCUGCAGGCUUUCAAUUAUUUCGUGAUAUGUUUGAGUAAAUGAAAGUUUUGUGGUACCCCGUGUGACAAGGGUUACUCAUUGGAUUAAAAAUGAGUUUUUCCGUAAAAAAAACGGGCGGGCGGAUGUGGCACGAGGCGCGAAAGCAGGAGAAGAAGAUUCGUGGAAUGUUGGUUGACUACCGUCGACGGGCGGAACGUCGCCGGGAUUAUUAUGAAAAAAUUAAAUCAGAUCCCACUCAGUUUCUGCAAUUACAUGGAAGACCGUGCAAGAUUCACCUUGAUCCAGCUGUGGCAGCUGCUGGUGCUAGCCCUGCCAACAUGAUGCCGUGGCAAGGGAAUGAAGAAAAUCUAAUUGACCGGUUCGAUGUCAGAGCGCAUCUGGAUUGGAUUCCAGAAGCCCCUGAUACUAUCGAUGUUGACAUCGCGCUAACUAGUGAAGAUAGACAUAUCAAUUAUGAACGUUAUCGUAUAAUCGUUCAAAACGAAUUUCUUGGAGUAACAGAGGAAAAAUUUCUACAUCAAAUUCACAUAGAGGAACAGUUUGGUUCUGCCACCAAGCCUGAUGCAGCUAAAGACAAGAAAAAAUCAGUUGCUAAUGCUGCUAUCGGAUAUAACUAUGAGACAGAGGAACCCAUUUCAGAUCCAACUAAGCCAGUAGAAGCCAUUGGUGUAGAGGAUAAACCAGAAGACGAAGAUAGUGACAUUGAUUUAGAUAUUUGUGUGGAUGUAUCGCAAAUAGAACCGUCGCAAGCCCACGAAAUGAAUCAGGUAGCUCAAAAGUAUGGCCUGCUUGGCGCUGACUACUUCAGUUUCUUGACACAAGAUGUAGAAGAAGCGGAAACACUGAGGCAGGCUCGCAAACAAGAGGAAGAGAAGGCCAUGUAUUCGGGCCGACGAUCGAGAAGAGAAAGACGAGCGUUUCGGGAAAAGAAAAUGAUUGGCCGAGUCAUGAGCCCACCAAGUUAUGCAGCCAGAGAGAGCCCGGAAUACAAUCCUUAUAGAAAAUCAUCUUCAAAGUCCCGCUCAAGAUCUGCUUCACCAAUCAAUGCUGGACAAAUUACCUACAUCACGAGCUUUGGUGGAGAAGAAGAAGCACCUAGUAGUUCGUCCCAGAUCACUACAACAAAUAUAAAAAAAGUUACUUAUUCUCAUUUGAGGAGAAGGCGAUCAGAAAGUCCAGUUUUCAUGGACAGAACGAUCUCCAGAAGAAUUUCGAAAUCCAGGUCAAGAAGUACUUCCAGAUCGUUAACUAGAUCAAAAUCAUACAGGUCGCGUGACAGGAGAAGAAGUAAUUCACGUUCUAGAUUGAGAAGCACAGGUUCCAGAUCAACCCGACAUGCAAAAUCCAGAACCCGAAGUCGCUCCAGACACAGGCAUUCAGGAAGUAGAUUACAACGCUCAUGUACACGGAGUAUGUCAAGAUCAAGUUCAAAAUCGAGGUCUAGGUCGCGUUCAAGGUCUAGAUCUAGAUCACGGUCACGCCAAAGAAGGUUACGGUCCUCUUCGAGUAGUAGUUCUUCAAUUUCGAAAUCAAAGUCGCGAUCCAGAUCACGUAACAGGAGUCGGUCCAGAGAGAGUUAUCGUAGAAGACGUUAUUCUCAAUCAAGAUCAAGAAGUCGCUCCAACACAAGGCGGUCCAAAAGUGUUGACAACAAAACACCUGCUUUACCUAGAUAUUAUGGUCGGAGAGGCAAGUCUUCCAGUUUAGAGUUGGAAUUAUCUGAUAACGAAGAAAAAAGUAUUCCACCGGCGCCUAAGCCUCCGAUAAUCAGCGCAAGCGUGAACAAGCCAAAAGCAGGGUUAAGUACAUAUUCUGGUGGCGGAUACAAAUCUUCAAAAACCACACCUCAGGAGCGGCUUAAAAAGAAAAUGCAAGCGCUGCUUAACAGGCAAUACAAAGCAGAUAAGAGAGCUGAGCAGCUACGAAUUGAGAAAAUGGAGCAGCAAAGGCAGGAUCGCGAGGAUGAGAUUCGAGAGAUGUCCUUAAAGCUGCGUCGAAGACAAAGAGAGUUGAGGCAUAAAUAUGAAGGACAUACUUCUGACAGUAAUUCCUCAAAUUCGUGCAGUCCGAGUCCAAAUCGUAGCCCCAGACUCCAAGUAAUGCGGAGAGAACGAAGAGAAAGAGACAUGAGAGAUAUUGAUAUUGGAAGUGACCGGGAUAGGGACAGGGACAGAGAGAGGGAGAGGGAGAGAGAAAGGGAGAGGGAGAGAGAGAGGGAAAGGGAGAGGGAUAGAGAUAGAGAUAGAGACCGGGAAAGGGAGAGAGAGAGGGACAGGGACAGGGACAGGGAAAGGGAAAGAGACAGACGUGAUGAUAGAAACAAAGAUAGGCAUGAUUCGCGUAGAAGGCACAGGGAAUCUCCAAGGCCGUCUUCCAGUCCUAGGAGUAAUCGGGGUCUAGUUGACUAUUGAUGUUUUUAAUAGAAAGAAAAAACGUCAUUCUGCCAGGGCGAAAAUAUUUAUAAAAUUAAUUACUCAAUUUCAAUUGUUUACGGUUCUUGGAUGAACAAUGCUAGGAAUUCUU